GUCGAUCGCGAAGAUGGCUGCUGGCUGCCUGCUGGCCUUGACUCUGACACUUUUCCAAUCUUUGCUGCUCGGUCCCUCGUCGGAAGAGCCGUUCCCUUCGGCCGUCACUAUCAAGUCAUGGGUGGAUAAGAUGCAAGAGGACCUUGUCACACUGGCAAAAACAGCAAGUGGAGUCAAUCAGCUUGUUGAUAUUUAUGAGAAAUACCAAGAUUUGUAUACCGUGGAACCAAAUAAUGCACGCCAGCUGGUGGAAAUUGCAGCCAGAGAUAUUGAGAAACUUCUAAGCAACAGAUCUAAAGCUCUGGUGCGCCUGGCUUUGGAAGCAGAGAAAGUUCAAGCAGCCCACCAAUGGAGGGAAGAUUUUGCAAGCAAUGAAGUUGUUUACUACAAUGCAAAGGAUGAUCUUGAUCCUGAAAAAAAUGACAGCGAGCCAGGCAGCCAGAGGAUAAAACCCGUGUUUAUUGAGGAUGCGAAUUUUGGGCGACAAAUAUCCUAUCAGCAUGCGGCAGUCCAUAUUCCCACCGACAUCUAUGAGGGCUGUAAGUCUUCUCCAUGGGUUGAUAACAGUAGAACUCCAAAUAAGAUUGACCUUUAUGACGUACGCAGAAGACCAUGGUACAUCCAAGGAGCUGCAUCUCCUAAAGACAUGCUUAUUCUGGUUGAUGUGAGUGGAAGUGUUAGUGGAUUGACACUUAAACUGAUCCGAACAUCUGUCUCUGAAAUGCUGGAAACCCUCUCAGAUGACGACUUUGUGAAUGUAGCUUCAUUUAACAGCAAUGCCCAGGAUGUAAGCUGUUUUCGGCACCUAGUCCAAGCAAAUGUAAGAAAUAAGAAAGUGCUGAAAGACGCAGUGAAUAAUAUCUCCGCAAAAGGAAUCACAGACUAUAAGAAGGGCUUUAGUUUUGCUUUCGAACAGCUGCUUAAUUAUAAUGUUUCCAGAGCCAACUGCAAUAAGAUUAUCAUGUUGUUCACGGAUGGAGGAGAAGAGAGAGCACAGGAGAUAUUUGCAAAAUAUAACAAAGACAAAAAAGUACGUGUAUUCACAUUUUCAGUUGGUCAACAUAAUUAUGACAGGGGACCUAUUCAGUGGAUGGCCUGCGAAAAUAAAGGUUACUAUUAUGAAAUUCCUUCCAUUGGAGCAAUAAGAAUCAACACUCAGGAAUAUUUGGAUGUUCUGGGAAGACCAAUGGUUUUAGCAGGAGACAAAGCUAAGCAAGUCCAGUGGACUAAUGUGUACCUGGAUGCGCUGGAACUGGGACUUGUCAUUACUGGAACUCUUCCGGUCUUCAACAUAACUGGCCAAGUGGAAAAUAAGACAAACUUAAAGAACCAGUUAAUUCUUGGUGUGAUGGGAGUUGAUGUGUCGUUGGAAGAUAUUAAAAGACUAACACCACGUUUUACACUGUGCCCCAAUGGCUAUUAUUUUGCAAUUGAUCCUAAUGGUUAUGUUUUAUUACAUCCAAAUCUUCAGCCAAAGCCUAUUGGUGUAGGUAUACCAACAAUAAAUUUAAGAAAAAGGAGACCCAAUGUUCAGAACCCCAAAUCUCAGGAGCCAGUAACUUUGGAUUUCCUUGAUGCAGAGUUAGAAAAUGAUAUUAAAGUGGAGAUUCGAAAUAAAAUGAUAGAUGGUGAAAGUGGAGAAAAAACAUUCAGAACCCUGGUUAAAUCUCAAGAUGAGAGAUAUAUUGACAAAGGUAACAGGACAUACACAUGGACUCCCGUCAAUGGCACAGAUUACAGUUUGGCCUUGGUAUUACCAACCUACAGUUUUUACUAUAUAAAAGCCAAAAUAGAAGAGACAAUAACUCAGGCCAGAUAUUCAGAAACACUGAAGCCCGAUAAUUUUGAAGAAUCUGGUUAUACCUUCAUAGCACCAAGAGAUUACUGCAGUGACCUUAAAAUAUCAGAUAAUAACACAGAAUUUCUUUUAAAUUUCAAUGAGUUUAUUGACAGAAAAACUCCAAACAACCCAUCAUGUAACACGGAUUUGAUUAAUAGAGUUUUGCUGGAUGCAGGCUUUACAAAUGAACUUGUCCAAAAUUACUGGAGUAAGCAGAAAAACAUCAAGGGAGUGAAAACGCGGUUUGUUGUGACCGAUGGUGGGAUUACCAGAGUUUAUCCCAAAGAGGCUGGAGAAAAUUGGCAGGAAAACCCAGAAACAUAUGAGGACAGCUUCUAUAAAAGGAGUCUUGAUAAUGAUAACUAUAUUUUCACUGCUCCCUACUUUAACAAAAGUGGACCUGGUGCUUAUGAAUCAGGCAUUAUGGUAAGCAAAGCUGUAGAAAUAUAUAUCCAAGGAAAACUGCUUAAACCUGCAGUUGUUGGAAUUAAAAUUGAUGUAAAUUCCUGGAUAGAGAAUUUCACCAAAACAUCAAUCAGGGAUCCGUGUGCUGGUCCAGUGUGUGACUGCAAAAGAAACAGUGAUGUAAUGGAUUGUGUAAUUCUAGAUGAUGGUGGAUUUCUUUUAAUGGCAAAUCAUGAUGAUUAUACUAAUCAGAUUGGAAGAUUUUUUGGAGAGAUUGAUCCAAGUUUGAUGAGACACCUGGUUAAUAUAUCGGUUUAUGCUUUUAAUAAAUCUUACGAUUAUCAGUCAGUGUGUGAGCCUGGAGCUGCACCAAAGCAAGGAGCAGGUCUUCGCUCAGCAUUCGUGCCGUCAAUAGCAGACAUAUUACACAUUGGCUGGUGGGCCACUGCUGCGGCCUGGUCUAUUCUACAGCAGUUUCUCUUGAGUUUGACCUUUCCACGACUUCUUGAGGCAGUUGAGAUGGAAGAUGAUGAUUUUACGGCCUCUCUGUCAAAACAGAGUUGCAUUACUGAACAAACCCAGUAUUUCUUCGAUAACGAUAGUAAAUCAUUCAGUGGGGUACUAGACUGUGGAAACUGUUCCAGGAUCUUUCAUGUAGAAAAACUUAUGAACACCAACUUAAUAUUCAUAAUGGUUGAGAGCAAAGGGACUUGUCCCUGUGACACACGACUGCUCAUACAAGCAGAGCAGACUUCUGAUGGUCCAGAUCCUUGUGAUAUGGUUAAGCAACCCAGAUACCGAAAAGGGCCUGAUGUCUGCUUUGAUAACAAUGUCUUGGAGGAUUAUACCGACUGUGGUGGCGUUUCUGGACUAAAUCCCUCUCUUUGGUCCAUCAUCGGAAUCCAGUUUGUACUACUUUGGCUUUUAUCUGGCAGCAGACACUGACAGUUAUCACCUUCUAAAAUCAAAUCUGCAUAAUUAAAAUUCCAGACCCUGCCAAAACAUGAGCCCUCAGUUGCAUUAAAAUAGGGUCAGCCAUGGAAUCAGCAGUACAGUAGCUGGGCCCUCACCAUGGCAUAAAUCUGAGGCGCAGGCUCAUAAGGCACCCACUGGCUGCAUGUCAGGGUGUCAGAUCCUUUAACGUGUUAAUGCUGCAUCAUCUACGUAUAACAUCAAAGCAAAACUCUACACAUGCUCUGUGGGAAAGUCUGAGCUUGUUGCACUGUUGGUGAUGACACGUAAAAGGGCUCCCCACACAGUUGUUGAUGAAUCAUAAACAUUGUCUUGACUUUGACCUGGAAUUUUGACUUGCUGCAAUCCUUGUUAUUUUGCCCCAAGAAAGUCUCUUAAGGGAAAAAAGUUAUUUUUACCUUCACUUAUUCUCCUCUUAACAUUAUUUCCUGCUAUGGGUGGUCCUUAUUGAGAAAAUGGAGAAUAAACAUUGAUGUAAUCUGUUGAAAUAGAAAUAAUGGCUAAUUCUCUACAAAAAAAUUUGCCAUGUAUAAAAUGCCUUAUGAAGAAUGGCUUCUCUGCCAAAAAUAUAACACUAAUGAUGACCAAUUAAGUUUUGGUGGAGUAAUAAAUUGUUUGAAAAAAGUAAGAAGUUAUUAAAAGGUGCUUGAGGGUGAACUUUGAAUAUACGAAUAUAUUUCCUCAGAACUGUAAGCCCUUAAUACAUGCUUCAGUGAAAUGUUCCUUUUGUUCACAGUAACGUUAUGUAGUGCUAGCGGGAUAUUUAAAAAUGCUCUAAGAAAAGCUUGUUGGGGGGAGGGGGAGUGUUUUCUUGUGAUAAAUGAACUUUGGUUACCAAGGGUAUUUUGCAUGAUGCUGCUGCUAUUUUAAAUUUUGAUUUGUUUUUCUCUUACUGUAGAGUGUAGUCCACUGAAAAGUUAACUGAGUGACAUUAUUGUUAUGUAGGAAUCGGAACCUUGCAGUGUAAUGCACUUAAGUCAUCUUUAAAAAUGUUGUUAAACUACUCUGAAUAUACUGUGCAAUGUAAAUGCUGGAUGAUUGGGUCAGUAAAUGGUGAAAGGGAAACUAAUGAAUUUUAUACAGAUUCGUGCUCUAGCUCGAAAACCUAUGUACAGAUAUUUUAAGAACAUAAAUCAGAUUUGACACAUUUAUUUUUUGAAAAGUACAUGUUCUCGAUGAAGGUUCACCCUAGGUUUCCUCUUUGUUCGUUUGAAUAGUAGCACAUAUGCCCCCCAAAAUCCCGCCACUUUGGCUUUCGUCCCUCCGUUUUAAAUGGUCUGAUCUAUCACUUGACCAAAAUUUCCUUGCAGUCUGAUGAGGGUUCUACAGUAAUCUAGACAAAUAGGAAACCUUGAAUCUGUGUGUUUGCACAUUAAUACUUGAUUGUGUAUAAUCAAAAUUGUUUUUAUACAACCUCAUUGGUGAAAAUGAUUUAUGUAGUAAAUCAGAUAUUACAUUACAUAGUAGUAGUGCAGAAUAUUAUUUAUGCUUUUAAAAUUAUUUUCAGGUGUAAACAGUAUUUAAAGAAAGGGUACAAACAAUGAAUUUGUAACUAGUUACAGUAAUUCUGCUGAAGGCUGGCAGUACGCAUAUAUUUUUUAUGGUAAAAUGAAUUUGCUCUUUUUCUGAACAUGCCAAUACUGGUAUGUCUAUAUGCUGGAAAUUUUCUUAUAAUUUUUAAGUCAAAAUCUUAUUAACAUCCAGCAUGCUUUAAAUAUUCCACAUAUCAAAGAUAUAACCAAUUCUUUAGCAUCAUUUAAAAGAUGUAUUUGUUUUGUUUUUUUAGCUUUGCAUACAUUUUUAAUUCCCUUCCACCACUAAUAUACCCUAGGUACCAUUUGUGUACAUUACUUAUUUAAAAUAUUUUUUUAUUUAAAAGUGGGGGGAGGGGAAAUGGAAUCACUUUGCCAACUAUUCUGAGUUGACAAUCAGUUACCAUUUCUAAUGCAUUGCUGUGAUUUUGUAGUCUCAUUUGUAACUGGUUGACAUUUUAGAAAACACCAAAGUGAUUUAAAAAAUACAGAAUUUCUCACUCUAGUAACAAUAUGUUUAAAUCAUGUUGUUUGUUAAUGAAAUAUUUAAAAUUUAUUGUUAACUUUGCUAGACUAUUUUAAAUCAUGAAAGUGUUGGGAAGGGGAUAUCAAAGUAUAAAAUGUUAGUUUGUGUAUAUAAAUGAUGCAUAUUAAAACAACUGACUUGCUUCCAGCAUACAACAAACUACCUUAAAAUUAUCCAAAAGAUCUAUUGAUAUAUUUUCAUGGCUAAUAUCACUGAAAUAGUAUGUUUUCAUCAACUACAUUAUUGUUGUAUUAAUCACAGUUAAACUUGGCAUCUCUUGGCAGGGUCCUAUUUAAUUCAUUUGCCAUCAAAAUAUAUUUAUAUGCACGAGUCUUGCUAUGAUCCUUUAUUUUCUGUUAUAAGCUUAUAUGACAACCACGUACAUGGUCAUAAAUUGGGUAAGAAAGUGCUAACUAAAAAUUGAUCUCAUGCCUAAUGCUAGUCUUCAUGCUUUUGGCAUGCUUUUUUUAAAGACAGUAACACUCAUCCCAUCCAAUUGUUAUAGUUAUUUAGGAUUUUUCUGUGAGUUCUAAUUGUUGACAAGAACUUAAAUUAUAGCCUGUUAUAAAUAAUUGAAUUUCAAAGACUAAACAGUACAAGAGAUCAAGAAAAAAGCUCUUAAAACUCUUUUCACUUACUUAAUUUUUGCUGUACUCAUGAAACUUGAUGUAGUUUUGUCACUAAAACAAAAUCAGAUUAAGUCUUGCAUUGGUGUUGAGUAAUAGGAAUUAAUUUUGCAUUACUGGUUUCUUUAUAUUUUCUUUGUUUGAACAACCAGCAUUACUGCCAAACACCAGUCGUGGUCCAUAUUUGUAACAGGUUUUUAACAUGACAUAGUUAGCAAGUUUGAUUGAAGAGAUUUUUAGGUCCUGGGCCUAUAAGAUUUUAGUAUGAUCUUUUUUCAUGUUUCUAAUGCUUGAGGCGUUAUUGCUUAACUUGGAAAAAAUAAAACAGUGUUGCUGCCAUUUGUAAGUUUUCCUAUAAUAUUCCUUUUAUUAACUUUAAAACUGGCCUUACUGGGUUCAAAUAGGCAGUAUCCCUUUUAAGUGACCUUUGCAACCCAAGUGUUACUUGCUUAUUUGAUGCUCUUGUCUUUUACAUCUCAUUUAAACCUUUCUCUCCACCAAAGCUUAAAUUCUAUGUCUUACUUUAAAACUCUGAACUAUUCCAUUAAUCAUGGUAGUUGACAUUACAAUGUUUAGAGAUUAAAAGGUUUGACCUAGUGAAACAAAAUGAAUGUUGUGACUUUUUUUAACGUGUAGAAUAUAGUGGUUACUUCACUUGCCCACAAUUUCAAAUAUCUAAAUCUUGUGUUUUCUUCCCAUAGCAGGAUGCUAAUAUUCUGUGUACAUUUCUGUAAAGAGUACAUCAACAAAACAAAAGUAUCAAGUAUUGAAAAUAUUCCAGAAUUUCAGAGGUAGACAAUCCUUACUGAUAGUUUCAUCUCCCUUAUUUCUAGCUCACAUAGUUAACCCAAAGGAAUUCCUGAGACUGAUGGGAUAUACUGUCUUGAGUAGAUGCCAGUUGAGUUUACAGUGUGACCUGACAAAGCUAUCUUUUGUUGUGCUGUAUGAUUGCUGGAUCAUGCUUUUAGGGGUACUUUUAUUGAAAUGCUCUGUGUGCAUCCAUGCAAAAGGCCAAGUGGCUUUGUGAACAAAAAUCUUUUCUCCCCUUUGUUAUGUUCUCUUGACACUUUUGUGGAAAUUAACUAGCCUGAUAAAAACAUUUUGUAAAAAAUUUGUAUAAUACUGUUAUAAAAAGAUUUAUAAUCCCCAAAAUGUUGUGUUAAAUCUUGUGCAAAAACAGUAUAUUCAGAAUAAAAGUUUAUCAUUUAAAGUCA
Molecule: messenger RNA, 7115 nt
Organism: Manis javanica (Malayan pangolin)
Lineage: Eukaryota; Metazoa; Chordata; Mammalia; Pholidota; Manidae
Source: RefSeq, a predicted model, not a curated record